AUGGCCGAACCCGAAGAUACACCACAGGUCAAUGACCCUCGCGCCGAGUCGAGCAGCGACAGCGAGUCCCUACACGGCGCCCCUGAUCACGACGAUGUCCCGCAAUUGGAGUCGCACGCAGAGCCUGCGCCGCGCGAGCUCACAGACGUGGCUGUGAGGACGAAAUCACAAGCCGGCGCACCUGAGGAGGGAUCGGAAAUGGGCUCCAUUGAUAUGGGAUCUGUCGAGGGCCUGCCGAGGAGAGUGGAUAGUCCCAUUGACUCUGUGCUGUCAGGGCCCGACGAGACACCAUCCGUACAGGGCUCCGUCGUAUCCUCCCUCGGGAGCAGCGUAUUGCCGUCAGUCGCCUCGCGCCCUGGCCUCGGCAGUCCGACCCCUUCUUUCCGGCCCUUCGACCGACGCUUCAAAUCGCGAAUAUCUUCCUCGGGAACAUUGAGCCCUCGAGCCCAGUCGCCCGCCUUCCUCAGCCCACAUAGCCGCCAUGCUUCUCUCAGCUCCAACUUUGUACUCGACCAGUCGGAAACAGAGACGUCGUCACCGCCAUGGGAGGUUGUCAGGUGGACGCGCCUAAAGAAGCUCAACGGGCAGGCCUUUUCCGAAGCUGGCAAACGAAACUUUGGCUCCCCAACUUGUCUGGCGGUCUCGGCGUCUAUAGUGCUUGGGACAUCAAAAGGGAUCAUCCUAAUAUUCGACUAUAAUCAGAACCUCAAGAUGAUUCUCGGGCCAGGGACAAAGGCAGUUGAGUCAGGGUCCAUUACGUCGGUGGCCAUCUCAGCAGAUCAUACGACGGUGGCGGGUGGACACGCGAAUGGCAACAUAUUUACGUGGGAUACGAGCCGCGCAUCGAGACCUUUCUUGACCAUCCCGCACCUGGACGAGUCACAGGCAGAGCAACGGACCGCAGAUGGGCAUGUCCCCAACGCAGCGGUGACGCACUUGGGCUUCCUGGGCACGAGGCACACGGCACUGGUGUCCGCGGACGAAAAGGGCAUGGCAUUCUCACACCUGGCGACGCGCGGGACCGGAUCUUUAGGGCGCACCGUGAAGACAACCAGGAUCCUGGGGCGCUACCCGAACGCGCCUAUAGCGGCCGGCAAGUCUCUCAAACCAAGCACUGUGCUGGCGUUUUCGCCUCUGCCUCUCGGUAACGUCGAGCGCGCCACAGACACAAUGGGGUUGACGGCGAUGCUUACGCCCUACCUACUCGUCAUCGUUUCGACUACGCCGGUGGCGCAAACGCAGCACAAGUCAGCGCGCCCCAAGGACAUACAAGCGCAUAGUCCAAUGACCGGCUGCCUGGCUUGGUUCCCGGCCGUGAAGCUCAAGGUGCCCGAUGCCCACACGGGCAGCGACGUGUCCCUGGUGAAGCUCGCCUACUGCUGGUCCAACGUGCUCACGGUACUCGACGUAGAUGAGAUUCCAGGCGAGGACAAGGACCAACCGUCGACAUUGCGAUUUAAAGCACGAAGCCGGUGGAAGUGCGAGGAGGCGAUUGCCGCGGUGCAAUGGCUUAGCCGCUCCGUCAUUGUCGUCUUGACGCUUUCGCAGCGGCUGAUUGUGCUGGAGGACCGCAGUAUGCGGCAGACGGAAGCCUUCGACCUGAUCCAGAAGCAUGUUUACCAUGUGGAUCUGUUCUCACGCCAACUGCACGCCCUGGUCGAGCAACUGGACGAGGAGGAUCCCACCAUGCACGGCGUGGUGGGGGACGCCUUCUACAUGAGCCUCAAAGCCUACAAGGGGAGGAUAUUCCUUUUGGGAUUCGGCGAUGUGUCCAUAGGCGCACUGUCAAAUUGGGCGGACCGCCUGAUCGCCAUUAUGGAAAAUGGCGAUUAUAUUGCCGCCAUCCAGUUAGCCACGUCCUACUACACAGGCGACGCGGACAAGCUCACCGUAGGGCUGCCUGAAGAUACGGCGACACGGCAGGGCAUGGUGCGCGACAAGAUCAUGGAAAUCAUGACCGCAUCGCUGAAGUAUGCUUUCAAUCAGCGCGAGCAGUCUAGUGGUGACGCGGAUAAUCAGCAGAUGAAGCAGCUUGCUGAAACUUGCUUCAUUGCCUGCCAAAGUGUUGGCGACACGGACUACCUCUUUGACGAAAUGUACGAGUGGUACGAGGAAGCCGGACUGGAGGGCAUCUUUCUGGAAGCUCUCGAGCCCUAUAUUCUCGAGCGUACCAUCACAAUGGCGCCACCAACAGUUCUCAAAGACAUGGUUUCUUACUAUGUGUCCAAAGGGUGGGAAGGUCGUCUGGAAGAGAUGAUCUGUCACAUGGAGACGGCGACGAUGGACCUGGACCAGACAACGCUACUAUGCAAGCAACAUGGUCUGUACGACGCCUUGACAUAUGUAUGGAACCAAGCGAUCGGGGACUACAUCACACCGAUGAUCGACCUGCUCACCCUCCUCAUACCGUUCAUCUCCAACGACGGCAUGGCCGUGGACAUUGGGGAAGACUACUUUGGUGUCAACGCGCUGAAGAUAUUCCCGUACCUGGCAUACACCUGGACCGGCAGAAUAUACCCCAACGGCGAGCCCAUGGACGAGGAGUCUGCUACAAAGGCCAAGGCGGAAAUCUACUGGUUCCUCUUCUCCGGGAAGACCAUUGCCUGGCCCAAGGAAGGUGGGCAGGAGUUUCUCACGCGGCCGCGCGACGAGGACCAGCCCUCUUUUCCCUAUCUUCGACUGAUUCUCAAGUUCGAUGCCCCCAGCUUGCUCAGUGCCCUGAACGAAGCCUUUGAGGAUAGCUUCCUCAACGACUCGACGGACAAGCAUAUCAACGGCAACAGGAUGGAAAUGCCCGAGGAGCAGAUAUUCGGGCAAACGAUCAAUCGCCAAUAUGUCAUGUCGAUUCUACUCGACGUCAUGAACCCAAAUGACUUUGCGCCCGAGGAUACCAUCUACCUGGAUAUGUUCGUUGCGCGAAAUCUGCCCAAAUUCCAGCAGUAUCUCUUAUUCUCGGGAUCGACCCUUUCCAAGGUGCUGAAUGGGCUGUGCAACUAUCCCGGCGACGACCUGGCCGAGGACGCGCAGCUCAGCGCGGAGUACCUGUUGUCUGUGUACCGUCCCUCCGACAUGGCCGAGUUGAUGCCCUUGUUCAAACGAGCGGGCUUCUACCGAAUCUUGAAGAGGACGUACAAGUCGGAGCAGCAAUACGGCAAGCUGAUUGAGACGUAUUUCGAGGACCCGGAAGAGCAAGACGCGGUGUUUGAGUGUAUCACCAGCUGCCUCCGUAAACAGAGCGGACUCAGCAAUCGUCAGCUGAAUGAGGUCAUGGAGGUGGUCCGCCACCAUGCGAGGGACUUGCUUGAAAUUGACCCUGAGCGGACGGCGCGGACACUCGCCAGUCACGGGCACGAGCUUCACCUGACCGUACUAGAGUCGGCUGACGACGCACAGGAGCUGCGGUACGGAUUCCUCAAGGCCUUGCUUGAGCCAAACAGCUCGGGCAAGGAAGAUCGAGAGAGCCCGAAUCGCGAUCUCAUCGAGAAGUAUGUCCAGCUCAUGUGCACGUAUGAGCCAUCUCACGUAUCGGAGUACGUGGGCGUGGUGCAGUCUGCCAAUCUCCGUCUCGACAAGUUGCUGCCUACCAUGGAAGAGACAGGUGUGAUCGACGCUGCCGUCGUCCUGAUGGCACAAGACGGUCAAAUCAAGGAGGCCAUGGAUCGCCUAGUGAAGCACUUGGGCAGUCUCGAGUCUGCCCUGCAGGGUCUCCUGGGCGGCACAAGCGGUAGAACCGAGUCGUACAUGGUACCGUCUGCCACGGAAGAGUUGCUGGUCGGGCUGCAGAAUUAUGUGCACGUUGGCAUCUGGCUCUGUCAAGGCCAGACCAAGACGUCUAAGCGAGUCAAUGUCGUGUCGAAGAAGCAGCAGCAAAAACGGGCGGACAUGCUGUCCGCUGACGAGCAGCUCUGGCUGAGCCUCAUUGAUGCCUGUGUGCAGAUCACCAGGCGUCUGUCGCCCACGAUCGCGGCCUUGGCCGACCAAGCCGACACUGUUGACGAGAUAGACGGGGACCGACUCUUGGCUCUGCUGCGAUCGCUCGUGCAACACACUUUCACGUCCCUAUUGACAGCCACAUCUAGCCACGCCGGCUCUCUCAAACCCGGAUCCAAGCUCAUAUCGAACGCUGCUUCCAACUUGUCCUUCCUUCGUAUUCUGCGGGCUUUUCUGACCCAGGCCGCCGCCGAGUCACCCAACCUGGCCGACUUGCGAGGUGUGCUGGCAUCCAUUUUCGCUGCCUACGCGUACGAAGAGUCGAUCCUCAAGCUGUCCAACCGCCUGCUCGAGCGGAGCCUGUACGUCAACGUCCAGCAGGCCGUGCAACUGCGUCAACGCGGCUGGCGGCCCAGGGGCUCCACGUGCGAAGCCUGUGGUCGCCGGGUCUGGGGCCCGGGUGUCCCUGGCGGCGCCGUCUUCGACGCAUGGGAGGAUAAACAGACGCACGACGAGGAGAAGCGCAGAGAGCGAAAGGCGCGUGCAUAUGAGCGUGCCAAAGGCAGCAGCGGCUCCGUUGUCGAUGCUGGUGGGAAGGGGAAGGGUAAGAGCCUUGCCCCCCGGCCCUCGAGUAUGCUCCUCGAGCAGGAGAAUCCCAAGGCGGCGGAGGUUGAACCCGAGGCGAAGAAGGAAGUGUUGGGCCCGCUCGUCGUGCUGGCUUGUCGGCAUGUGUAUCAUCAGGUCUGUCUGGACGCGGUGCAAGAUAGACAAGGGGACGGCGGGCGUGAGAGGGAGUACAACCUCCCUCUCAAGGGACUCAUCCACCAAGAUGAGCUGGAUGGACUCAUGACAAUGGCGUCCAUCUCGUCGGACGACGACGAGGAAUACCUCUCCUCCGACCACUCAUCGCCAUCGCCUCCUCGCCAGCCGAGCCAGAACUUCUUCGCGCCCCCCUUCUACGGGCGCCCGCCUACGCCGCUGCCACCGUCCCCUUCCUUGACCUCGCUUCUGCGCCCGUCGCGACCAACGACACCCGACGCCUCGGACGAUGACGCGCUCGCCGCCGUGGUCCCCCGCGCAGCCCCCAAAGUUCCGACAUACGAGUACUACGGCUUCGUGCUCUACCUGUUCAGCAGCCUCGCAUUCCUCAUCUACCUUCUGUGGGCCUACCUGCCCAGCCCCUUUCUGCAUGUGCUGGGGAUCUACUACUAUCCCAACCGCUGGUGGGCUCUCGCCGUGCCCGCCUUUCUCGUCAUGACGGUGGUCUACAUCUUUGUCGCGCUGGCGCUCUACAAUACCGAGAUGCUCACGCUGCCGCUCGGGGACGUGGAGACGGUCGUGGACGGCGCCGGGCAGAUUGCCGUGAUCGACAGCCAGGGGCGGCUCAUGGUGGGAAAGAACAAGGGCAGAGGGGAGAAGAAGGUGGAUGAGGAUGGCAACAUGAGGUGGAGGGAGGUGUGGAGUGAGAGUACAGAUGCGGUCUUGGACGUGCCACUCGGAGGAGUGUGCGAAGUCCUCUAUGGCGAAGGGAGAAGCGACGUCGCCACGGAUGGGGUUUUUGAUCUUGCGGACAAUUGA
Messenger RNA from Emericellopsis atlantica, 5508 nucleotides. RefSeq names its product Golgi CORVET complex core vacuolar protein 8-domain-containing protein. Gene Ontology annotation, biological process: endosomal vesicle fusion; protein targeting to vacuole. The record is from RefSeq and is a predicted model, not a curated record. NCBI's taxonomy places the organism in Eukaryota, Fungi, Ascomycota, Sordariomycetes, Hypocreales, Bionectriaceae. Bases 1 to 5508 code for a protein of 1835 amino acids. Gene Ontology annotation, cellular component: HOPS complex; late endosome. Gene Ontology annotation, molecular function: protein binding. The transcript has 4 exons.